AUGAAGUUUCUCAUACUGUGUACGUUAGUAGCUGGCGCUGCUGCAGGAUACUCCAGCUCGAACUAUCGGGACGGAAAAGCGACAGGUCUCUAUAAUCAAGUCUCCGUCGGAACCGAUUAUGCUGACAAGUUCCCCCAUGGUAACACAGGUUAUAACGGCGGCUACACGACACACUUUACUACGCCGAACGGGGCUGGUGUGGCGGUCGGUACCGGCACCGGUACCUUCGGGCCCGGAUUCGGCGGAUACCCGAACCCGACGGUUGACUUCAACAACUUCUUCCAGGGCAUUCAGGCGAACUUUGCCAACACGAUGACACAAUCCUAUUCUGGACCGGGAGCGAUGGCGUCAGCGUCAGCAUCAUUGCUGAACCCCGUCUGGGGAAGACCAACGCAUCAACAGAACAACUUGUACCAACAGCAGUUUGCUCUGCAGCAGGCUCUGUUCCAGCAGCAGCAGGCCGCCUUUAAUGGUGCCUUUGGGGCUGGCGGGUUUGCAGGUGCCGGUGCUGGUGCUUUCCCGGUGUACGGACCCGGCUUUGCCGGUGGUAGCAACUACGUGAACACUCGUUAUCCGGCCGGGAACUUUGGUGCACCGAAUGUGGCCAGCUCUUCUGCAUCGUUCGGACCGGGUGGAUUCCACCAGACGGCUUCGGUCUACCCAAACAAUCCGGCUGUACCCAAUGUGGACACUCGCUUCGGAGGAUCGGAACAGUCGACUAGCUUCCAAAAUGGCAAACCAGGAUUCGUCGGUGUGUCCAGCUUCUCGUCCUCCUCCAACAUCAAUGGCCAGACGCACCGUGAAGCAGUGACGACGGUGAACGAUAAUGGCAAAGUGACGACCCAUCGUGUCCACUCCUAA
Anopheles marshallii is the source of this 861-nucleotide messenger RNA. RefSeq lists its product as uncharacterized. NCBI's taxonomy places the organism in Eukaryota, Metazoa, Arthropoda, Insecta, Diptera, Culicidae. The coding region runs from base 1 to 861 and encodes 286 amino acids. The record is from RefSeq and is a predicted model, not a curated record. The transcript is spliced from 6 exons.